AUGUCUGUGAUCAAGACCCUAAUAGUUCCCGCCGUCAUCUCGUUAAUCCUGUUCCUCGUUUCGACAUACGUGAUUUUGCCGCUAUGGCGCAGAUGGCGGAGUCGCUACAGCCAGUACCUGCCCAUCGACACGAUAUCGACCUCGACCGUUUCGUUACGCCACCGCAUACAGAAUAGGAUUGCAAGGAUGCUGGUGCCUUCUGCGUGGAGCCGGAACGCUCACGAGCGUCUCGUCGUUGCGACCGACGCUUCCGACGACGAUGAUGGUGAAGAGCUGGGGGAGGUUGGAGAGGAGACACGGAGGGCAAUGUCAGACGAUACUCGGCGGAGCAGGCACGACAGCACGCGGAGAUUAAGCAGAGACCUGGAAGAGGGUUUCAGAGAUGACAGCGAUGACAGUGACGACGAUAAUAACGAGCGUAACGGGGCUGGAUCUUGGCGGUAG
Molecule: messenger RNA, 444 nt
Organism: Colletotrichum gloeosporioides
Lineage: Eukaryota; Fungi; Ascomycota; Sordariomycetes; Glomerellales; Glomerellaceae
Exons: 3
Coding region: 1-444 (147 amino acids)
Source: RefSeq, a predicted model, not a curated record